AUGGGAAAUUCUCUACUUCAAAUCAAUUCGCAACGAGCAGUAAGAGCGCCUGGCGAUGUAGCGGAAUAUGGAACAUUAAAAAAAUCAAGUAGCUUACGAGAAUAUAGUCGCAGUACAUCAUUAAUUACUAGUUGUAUAAAUAAUAAUAAUAUUCGACGAAAUAUUUCAAUUUCAAGGCCGAAAACAGUGCCGCCAACGGAUGCAGAAAUAAUUGAUACCCAUGCAUUACGUUGUGAAGUCUCAUCAUCGGAUAAAAAUGAAGGUGAACAAAAAUUAUUAAAGCAACUGGAUUAUAUUCAUUCUUGUGUACGAAAAGAUAAAGGACUGUUGGGUAUGAUGACGGAAAAUCUACAAAAUAAACAUAUAUUUUCCAAUGACGAACCAGAAAAUACACAUACAUUAGAUCAAACACCAGAUGAAUAUAAUAUGGAUUAUGAAUCUAUCUAUUUACAAACACCGGACGGAGAAUUCAUACAUGCCUAUUGGAUAUAUCAAACCGAAGAUGUCGACUCAACAAUGACUGUUUUAUAUUUUCACGGAGCAGGCGGAAAUAUUUCGCAUCGACUCGAAGUUCUACGACUUUUCUAUGAAAAUCUUCGUUGCAACAUUUUAAUUAUUGAUUAUAGAGGGUUCGGCAAAAGUUCGGGCGUUCCAUCUGAACUUGGUGUUUAUAUUGAUGCUCAAACAGCGUACGAUUAUUUAAUAUAUAAACAAGCUAUUUCGCCUGAAAAUAUCAUUGUCUUGGGCACGAGUCUUGGCGCAUCGGUUGCCAUUCAACUUGUUAGUGAUCCAUUAAAUCAAGUUAAAUUUGCUAUAUUCGAAAAUGCAUUUAUAUCCGUUCCUGAGAUAGCAAAAUAUUUUCUAACCUACGCUAAAAGUGUGAUUGGUAUAACUAAAUCUAUUGGCUUUCUGUAUUUAUUUGAUUCUCUACCGAAAGUACGUCGUAUAGAAUGUCCAUGUGUUUAUCUAGCUGGUUUACUGGAUCCUAUGAUUCCACCAUGGAUGUCGAAUACUUUAUAUAAUGAAACACGUUCAGCAAGUAAACGUCAAUUAUUUGAAUAUCCAUUUGGUAAACAUAACGAUCUGCCUAUAAUGAAAGACUACUUUGAAAAUAUACAAACAUUUAUUGAUGAAUUGCCAUUGAAAAAACUUGGAACAGAACAAUCGGUGCUUAGAUAA
Messenger RNA from Rotaria socialis, 1179 nucleotides. Lineage: Eukaryota; Metazoa; Rotifera; Eurotatoria; Philodinida; Philodinidae. The record is from the annotation of a GenBank genome assembly.